AUGUGCGCUGAAGCAACAUUCGACGACAGGAUCAAUCAGAUCAUCGUGUCGGUGCAGAUGAUGCUUCCUGCGGGACGCCAGGAGGACGCGCUGCGUGCCAUCGUCGCCCGCCUGAACAGCCUGCUGAGCAUCCAUCAGGAUCCAGCCAGUAUCCCAGCAAGCAGUUCAUCAUCGCCUGCAACCGGGAGCGCCGAGGUGACAACAAACGCGGGUGGAAACAGGACAGUGCGUGUGCUGGCCGAGGCUAGUUCAUCUGGGCGUCGCCGUGCUCGAUCGGAAACCGGCGACGGCGGUUCACCCUCCCCGAAGCGGCUUAAGCGGACUGCCGAGCAGCACACCAAGAGAUCCCUCUCCUGGGCUGACCCACCGGUCACUCAUGCCAAUGGUCAGCCAGUCAACCGCCGCCCUGCACCACCAGCGAACGGUGACAGCACCCCACCCAUUCCCCUGCGCGAUGAUAAUGGGGCACGCAAGUACAAGUGCCCCCGGUGCCCGCAGACCAAGCAGCGAACGAAGGAAAUUACGGAGCACCUCGGAAACCAUAUGCAUGGCGGGGAGGGGAGUGAGCACUGCAACCAGUGCGAUUUUGGGACAAAUUCCAAGUACAGUCUCAACUGGCAUCUGAAACUGCACGCCAAGGCGAUCGAGUAUGACAGCACCGGCGCAGCAGCGUUCAGUCGUGCCGGACCGGGGAAUACUGCGCAAUGUGUCCGCUCCUGGGCGCGCAGGAUCAUCGCGGUAACACCCACCAUCAGCUGGGACACCCGCCAGGGAGAAUUCGGUUGAACUUUAGUAAAUUAAGUACUCGCGGUUGUAUGGAUUAGACGGAAUGGGUCAGCUUAUGCUGGUUUGGAUGUGUGCUUUUCGGUAUGGGUGUAAAUGCGCACAGGACGAAGAACGAGCGUGGUAUCUCAAGUACGGGAAGCUAUUGCUGAAUCGCUGGUUGAGGAGGGAACAAAAUCGGGCGAAUGUUGAAUGGACAGAGACGGUGUUGGAUCACGUACUUUGAACGAGCGCUGGAAGCUUUGCGCAGUGCUCGGCUGUGUCGGAAAUGAUGGCAUGUCUGUGUGUAAUGAAAAUACGGAUAACAAUCCUAG
Messenger RNA from Paramacrobiotus metropolitanus, 1097 nucleotides. RefSeq lists its product as uncharacterized. The transcript has 4 exons. NCBI's taxonomy places the organism in Eukaryota, Metazoa, Tardigrada, Eutardigrada, Parachela, Macrobiotidae. Bases 1 to 786 code for a protein of 261 amino acids. The record is from RefSeq and is a predicted model, not a curated record.